Ctenocephalides felis (cat flea) is the source of this 3015-nucleotide messenger RNA. RefSeq names its product probable serine/threonine-protein kinase clkA. The record is from RefSeq and is a predicted model, not a curated record. The transcript has 5 exons. Lineage: Eukaryota; Metazoa; Arthropoda; Insecta; Siphonaptera; Pulicidae. Bases 1 to 3015 code for a protein of 1004 amino acids.
AUGCAAAUCGAUACCGAUUUGGAGUCUUCGAGUAGUUCCAAGCUAGAGAUUGCCAUGAAAAAGUAUCUGAAGAAAUAUAACAAGAAACAAGGUAAACGGUCACCAAUGUAUUGGAAUAAAUCUCUUGCGGAUAAUUUGGUGAAGAAAGAAGAAAAUCUGUUGGGUAUCAAAGAUUUCAAAAAUUUCCGAGGUCUAUACACACCCACUGGACAGAACAAUUUAAAAUACAACCCCCGAAGAAAAUAUAAGAAAUCUGUUGAAAAACGCAAGAAAAUCCCCCCUCUGGCGCCUAAAAGAUACACAAAGAAAGACCAUGAAGUUUCAAAAUAUCCAGAUGACACUGGUUCCAUAUUGGAAAUUUACUCUCCUGAUUUGUGUUCCUACACAACCAAUUGCAGUUCUCUCGAAAGCCAGAAACAGGAUGAUAAUGAGAUUAUCAAUGGGAACGACAACGUUUUUCCAGUAGCAGUGCAGAACUUAGAUUAUCAGGUAGAACCAGAUGGUAAAAAGCAUUAUGAUAGCAAAAAAGGCAAAAAGGAUGAUGCUUAUAUCGAUUUCAAUAAAAGUUUGGACUUGACCGAUUCCCAGUUUUCACAAAUUGUGAGACAACUCAAACGUGGUUAUAAAGUCCAUGUGAAGACCUUGGAAGAUUUGCAGACUUCUAUGAAUAAGACGGCGCGCAAACAAAGAUCUAAACCUGCGAUUGAAAUCGAGACCAAGAAAAACAAGAAAGCACGGCAUAUGCGACAGGAUAGGAUAUUGGAUAGGAAAUAUUUUAACAAAGAUAUGAGCGAGUUGACAGACAAUAGCAGUAGCAAUCUUAUGUGUCCUGAUAUUGUUGCUAAGCAGAAGUUGAAAGAACCAUGUGAUUAUGAUGACAAUGAUAAAAACCAUGGAAAACAUUUACAUAAAAACAAAGGCUUGUAUGACGAAUCUAAAGUUGAACACAACUACAAUGAUCAGCUUAGACAAAAUUCUGAUAAAUAUCAUUAUGAUAAUUCUGGAGAGUCCUCAAAGUUACCAGAACCAUUAGAAUAUCAUAAGCAUCGCGAAAAGGUGCACAAGAAGCAUUACCAAGAUAAGACUUCUGAAAACAAUGAUCUUUAUAUUAAUGAUGACUCUGAGAAGGUCCAUAAGAAGCUUUGCCUGGAUAAAACUCCUGAAAAUGAUGAUGUUUAUAUUGUAGACGACUCUGGGAAGGUGCACAAAAAGCUUUACUCAGAUAAAAGUCCUGAAAUGGAUGAUGAUUAUAUUGUUGAAGAUUCCCACAAAGUGCACAAGAAACUCUACCUGGAUAAAACUUAUAAACACGAUGAUGUUAAUAAUGUUAAUGUUACUGAUAAAUAUAAGGUACACAAGAAGCUUUACCAGGAUAAAACUCGCGGAAACGAUGAUGUUUAUAUAACUGACGACACUGAGAAGGUGCACAAGAAGCUUCACCUGGAUAAAACUCCUGAAAACGAUGAUUUUUCUAUUAUUGACGACUAUGAGAAUAGAAAGCGUGUAAGUAAAGCACACACAAAAAAGUAUCCUGAUAACUUUAGCAAUGACGUAGAUUUUAAUGAUAAAGUUAAUACAUAUGGUAAAAACCAAGAAAAUACGUACCGUGAACAAUUGAAUGAAACCAAGAAUAAAUAUUAUGAUGCAUCUAAACAUAAAACGUACAACCAACCGAAAACUACUAAAUACUUGGACAACUAUGUGGACAAAACCAAACGGCACGAAAUCGAUUUGUAUGAUAAUGAAAACUUAUCCUUCAACAAAAAUGGUGAUAGAACUUAUGUCAAAAAGAAGGUUCAACAACAAAACAAUUAUGAAGAUCAUCAUAACCGGAACAAUUACAAUACAAAUCAUGAUUCUUCACCAGAAGCAAAAGUUUUACAGAAACUUACCACCAAAGACCACUAUCCUUCAAGUUCAAGUGAAGAGCAAGAACAACUGUUAUGGACUAACAUGGGUGAUAAUAAUUCAGGUGACAGCAGUACAUUGGUAUCAUCAGAUGUUGAAUAUUUUGAUAAACCAAUGGAUAUAUCAGCUUCAAAUUCAGGUUACUUACGUGCAGGUUCUGAAGAACUUAAACCAGUUGUCGAUAAUAAUGAAUGCUUUGAUAGCAAUAGAGGUAUUUUUGGAGAUAUUGAUGAUGGUUUUGCUAAAUUCAAGGACCAAAAAAAGACACACAGUCAAAGAGCGUCUGAAAACAUAACAAGUUUGGAUAAUUUUGUUUGUGUUAACGGUUACUUUGAUGAUCCUGGUGAUGAGUUUGAUGAUUUUAAAAGUAUAAAAAAUUAUGAUAAAAAUGAAUACUGCAGUGUUGGAAAGUAUCGCCACUUUGAUAGUAAAAAACACAAAAAUACCUUCAAAAAGGAUGACAAAAAUAUCAAAUCCAUCAAUGAAUCUAAAACCAAAUCCAAGAACCAUGCGGAUAAGUUAGAUGAGAAUAAAUCCAAAAGGCAUCAUCACGAUUCACCAGAUCGAGUAGAACAUAGGCACAAAGGUCAAAAUAAGCACAAUUACUAUGAUGAUGUGUAUGAACAAGAUCAGAAACCUUUAGAGGUUGUAAAGCGUUAUGAAAUUACUAGCGAUGAAAAGUUGUUGGAGAUUCCUGAUGAUGACAGGAACAAUUAUGUGUACCAAAGUAUUGAUUCAAGUAAAGAAUCAUCGUUUGCUACAAAUCCUUUGAUGGAUGAUGCUUCUACUGAACAAAGAACAGUUGAUUACGGGGCGUACGAUUCUUCGACACACUACUCAACCUCAUUCGGAAAUAUAUACGAAGAUAACCGAGUGAAAUCUCUGCGUUCGGUUCGGUUCGGCUCGGACGUGCUUGUCCGGUAUGACGACUGCCCUUCCGGUACGAUGAGUCCGAACGAGGAUAACCAAUGCUUCGAAACAGAGAAACAAGAUUCUAUGGAUGCUUUUGGGAAACAAAAUCAGGCUUACUACAGAGUUGAUAGAAUAUCAUAUGAUUUCGAAAGAAAUUUUGGGGUUGAGGAUGAUCGAGAAGUGAGCUUGAGGUAA